AUGCUUCCUGAUAAAAAAUGUGGGGACUUGUCUCAGCUAAAUCUUGCUAUUGUAAGGAAGAGACUUCUGCACAUUGUGGGGUGGAUCUCUCAUAAGGAUAUGCACAAGUAUGAGAAGGAAGCCAAACAGCAGGGGAAAGGCUCAUUUGCCUACGCAUGGGCAUUAGAUGAAAGCGUUGAGGAAAGGGAAAGAGGAAUAACUAUGGCUGUUGCAGUUGCUCGUUUUGAAUCAAGGAAAUUUCAUGUUGUUAUGCUUGAUUCACUAGGGCAUCAAGAUUUUGUCGCAAAUAUGAUAUCUGGUGCUACACAAGCAGAUGCUGAUCAUGCUGUGAUACUUGUUGUCGAUGCAUCUAUUGGUUCUUUUGAGGUAGGUAUGGGUUUAAAUGGAGUUGGGGGACAGACAAAGGGGCAUGCACAACUUAUCCGAAGUUUUGGUGUUGAACAACUGGUUGUUGCUGUUAAUAAGAUGGAUUUUGUAGGAUAUUCUAAAGAAAGAUUUGAUUCCAUGCAGCUGGGUGGAUUUCUCCGAUCUUGUGGAUUUAGAGAAUCACAUAUUUCAUGGGUACCUUUGAGUGUUAUGGAGAAUCAGAAUCUUGUUGCAGCUAUAACUGAACCUCGUUUCUCAUGCAUUCUUAUAUCUGCAGAUGAUGAUGAAGAUGUGCAUUGUUAUAUCGUAGAUGAUGAUGAAGAAGACGUGGUUCUCAUUUAA
This is a messenger RNA of Nymphaea colorata (pocket water lily), 708 nucleotides long. RefSeq lists its product as uncharacterized. The coding region runs from base 1 to 708 and encodes 235 amino acids. Gene Ontology annotation, biological process: translation. The transcript has 4 exons. Gene Ontology annotation, molecular function: GTP binding; GTPase activity. The record is from RefSeq and is a predicted model, not a curated record. Lineage: Eukaryota; Viridiplantae; Streptophyta; Magnoliopsida; Nymphaeales; Nymphaeaceae.